GAGAUGCACGUACGUAAGAGUAUUUAUAUAUAGAUACCUUUGUCUGCAUAUAUCAUAUAGAUACCCUUUAUUAGACAGGUUGUGUCUGGAGGCUUCGAGAAGUGUGUACGACGUAUCCCCACGAAAUGGAGGGUAAUAAUUUGUUGAGAGUGAGAAAAGGUGCAUGGACUAGAGAGGAAGAUGAACUUCUCAGGCAAUACAUUCAACAGUACGGUGAAGGAAAAUGGCAUCAGGUUUCUCUCAAAGCAGGCUUGAACAGAUGCAGGAAAAGCUGUAGACUGAGGUGGUUGAACUACUUGAGGCCAAAUAUCAAAAGAGGAGACUUUACAGAAGAUGAAGUGGAUCUCAUGGUUAGGCUUCGAAAGCUUUUAGGAAACAGGUGGUCGUUGAUUGCUGGAAGAAUUCCUGGAAGAACAUCAAACGAUGUGAAAAACUACUGGAGCACCCGACUAAGGAAAAAUAAGUCUUCUGAGGCCGAAAAAGAUAAAACCCUAGAAACAACAAAGACAGUAAUAUUAAGGCCUCAACCACGAACCUUCUCCAAAAAGUCAAAUUGUUUGAGUAGCCCAGCUCCAACUUUACAGCAUAUUCAAUUACAAGAGAAUUUUAACUGGCCAUUGCCAUCAUCACCGCCUAUAGAAAAUGGAAUUGAUGAGUGGAAAAGCCAAUUAGCUGAUACGAACAGUGUUGAAAGAGCAAUGUGUUCUGGUUUUCAGUUGGAGGAAGAUUUCUUCACAAACUUUUGGGUUGAGAAUAUAGCCCAAAACACAGGAACUGGUGUAAAUUCUGCUGACGAAGGCCUGCUGAGUUACAGUGACUUCUCUUUUCAUCUUUGGAAUUUUUCAAAAGAAAAAUAGGGAGAGAACUAAGUUUCAGAGGGUCUAUGUCUUCCCAGUAGAAUUCUUUUGCAUCUCUUUUUAAACAUUUAUUUCUGUUGAAUUCUUUUGCAUUGUAAUAUUCUGUAAUAACAUUUUCUAUUAUGGUAGUCAAAUAAAUAAUAUUCUAGUUUAUCAACAAAAAUAACUAUUACAUAUAUACCUGAAUAUAUUACCAUAUACGUUUUUUAUUUAUGCAAACGAUAUUGGAGAAGGAGAGAUUCAAACACAAGACCUCAAUUGCAUGGCUAACUGCUCUUAACCCAACUCAGUGCAUGCAUUUAUUGAAAAUUGAAUAAGUAGUUUCUUGGAGACUUAUGUACUGUAAUGCCCCUGAAACUUCGGUCAAAUAUCACUUUACCACUCAAAGUUAUAGUGACCCACUUAACCUCCUUGACCAUGAUUUCGUGUUCCACUUUACCCGCACUGUUAUCUCCAUUAAUAACUUUGUCAGUUUUGAUGAUGUGGAUAUUUUAUUUUUUUACUACAAGUGAUGAUGUGUCAUGUGAAUGUCCCCCCCUUUUUUUUUUUGUGUUUAAAUUGAAUUAAAUAUAAAAUAAUAUAAUAUAAUGACUUGUUUAAUU
Molecule: messenger RNA, 1459 nt
Organism: Prunus persica (peach)
Lineage: Eukaryota; Viridiplantae; Streptophyta; Magnoliopsida; Rosales; Rosaceae
Product: transcription factor MYB113
Exons: 3
Coding region: 126-857 (243 amino acids)
Source: RefSeq, a predicted model, not a curated record